Colletotrichum abscissum is the source of this 897-nucleotide messenger RNA. RefSeq lists its product as uncharacterized. Bases 1 to 897 code for a protein of 298 amino acids. The transcript is spliced from 2 exons. NCBI's taxonomy places the organism in Eukaryota, Fungi, Ascomycota, Sordariomycetes, Glomerellales, Glomerellaceae. The record is from RefSeq and is a predicted model, not a curated record. Gene Ontology annotation, molecular function: protein binding.
AUGGCUAAGAAGAAAGCCAAUUACGAGAUCACCAAGUCUCGCAUCAUCAAGUUCAUCGUCGGUUGGGACAAGGUCGAACACAACGUUCAUGAGGCAGUCAUCGGUCGCCUCUCCAAGCCACUCCGAGCCCUCGUUACCAAUGGAAUGAGAGAGUCUGUGGAGGGCGUUGUUGUCUGGGCUGACGUCGACUCCGACAUUUUCGCUAUCUUGAUGGAGUUCGCCUACACCAAGAAGCUCAUCAUCGCCGAUGAGAAGGAGGAGAGAGUGCGCCAGUUCGAAAAGGCUGAGUCGCUUCAAGAUCGCCUAAUCUACUACGCAUGGCACUCGGAGAAUGGAGAGAGCAUACCAGGGGACCUUGAUCCGGCUUGGCAUCGCGUCAUGCAUGACUGGCACUAUGACGAUUUGCAAAUUAUACACAUUCACUCGAGAGAGUACUUCAUGUUGCAUGCUCGAGUCUACAUCUUGGGCGAUCAGUACAUCAUUCACAGUCUGAUGGAUGCAUGCAUCAAGAAGUUACGUCGUGUGAUUGUUCGCCAUCCAUUUACCGACGAAUUCGCGCAGAUCAUCUGCGACCUCAUCGUCUUCAUCUGGCCAAAAACAUUGCCAAAUGGCCAAUUUCGAGAGGUACUCAUUGACUACCUGCGCAUUGAGUUCGACAGAGCCUUCGAAUUUCCCUGCAUCAUCAAAGUCUCGGAAGAAGUUCCUGAGAUCUAUACUGAGGUUCUCAAUCGCUCACCCAAAGUUCAAGAGGACCUGGUUGAGUGUGAUCGUUUCAUGGCCAUGCAUUUAGAGCCUAGAAACCGCAAGCCGCUAUAUCAAAAACCCAGUUCAUCGCUUAGAGAUUCCGCAUCUGCUCAGCCAGAGAGAGAACAGAGAAAACGCUUGCUGCGAUUCUAG